AUGUCCCACGGAAAGCGUUACUCGAUAUCUAAGAGAUACUCUUGGAGUAUCCCUGCCAGUCUUCCUGCUCCGACUUCGAAUGACUCCAACAGCCUGCUUGCGACCAGUGGUCGCAUUGCCUGGCUUGCCAAUCUUGACACAACCCGUACCCCAGCCAAGAACUAUCGCAGGACAUCUAUUAUCUGCACUAUUGGUCCCAAGACCAACUCUGUUGAGUCUAUCAACAGGCUUCGUCAGGCCGGUCUUAACAUUGUCCGAAUGAACUUUUCCCACGGCACCUAUGAAUACCACCAGUCCGUCAUUGACAACACCCGAGCUGCCGAGGAGGCCCAGGCCGGCCGUCAGGUCGCCAUUGCUCUCGACACCAAGGGCCCUGAGAUCCGAACCGGUAACACGAAGGACGAUAUUGAUAUCCCCAUCGCCGCCGGCACCAUCUUGAACAUCACCACCGACGAGCAGUACGCCAAGUGCUGUGACUCCGAGAACAUGUAUGUUGACUAUGAAAACAUCACCAAGGUCAUUGCCCCUGGUCGAGUUGUGUAUGUCGACGACGGUGUCCUCGCGUUCGAUGUCCUGAGCAUCAAAGACGACAAGACCAUUGAGGUUCGCGCCCGCAACAAUGGCUUCAUCUCCUCCAAGAAGGGUGUCAACCUGCCCAAUACCGAUAUCGAUCUGCCCGCUCUCUCCGAGAAGGACAAGAACGAUCUGCGCUUCGGCGUCAUGAAUGGAGUUGAUAUGAUCUUUGCUAGCUUUAUUCGUAGGGGACAGGACAUCCGCGACAUCCGUGACGUUCUCGGCGAGGACGGUGCCCACAUCAAGAUCAUUGCCAAGAUCGAGAAUCGCCAGGGCUUGAACAACUUUGCCGACAUUCUCAAGGAGACUGACGGCGUCAUGGUUGCCCGAGGUGACAUGGGUAUUGAGAUUCCCGCCGCCGAAGUUUUUAACGCUCAGAAGAAGAUCAUUGCCAUGUGCAACAUCGCUGGAAAGCCCGUCAUCUGCGCUACCCAGAUGCUUGAGAGCAUGAUCAAGAACCCCAGACCCACUCGUGCCGAGAUCAGCGAUGUUGGUAACGCUGUCACCGACGGAGCCGACUGUGUGAUGCUCAGCGGUGAGACGGCCAAGGGAGCCUACCCCGAGCUUGCUGUUCGCGAGAUGAGCGAGGCUUGUCUGCGCGCCGAGGCAUCGAUCCCCUACAUUAGCUUGUACGAGGAGAUGGUGUCCCUCCCUCACGAUGGCCCCAUUUCCAUCACCGAGUCGGUCUCUAUGGCCGCCGUCCGCGCGUCGCUCGACCUCGGUGCUGGUGCCAUCGUCGUCCUUUCGACCUCUGGAAACUCGGCCCGUCUCUUGGCCAAGUACAGGCCUGUCUGCCCCAUCAUCAUGAUCACGCGUAACGCUCACACUUCCCGAUGCGGUCACUUGAACCGUGGCGUGUACCCCUUCUUCUUCCCCGAGGAGAAGCCCGACUUUGACAAGGUCAACUGGCAGGAGGAUGUUGAUCGUCGCAUCAAGUGGGGCGUCUCUCGGGCCAUUGAGCUUGACGUCUUGUCUCGCGGAGAGACUAUUGUCAUUAUGCAAGGUUGGCGUGGAGGUAUGGGCUACACGAACACCAUGCGUAUCGUCAAGGCCGAUCCCGAGCACCUUGGCAUCGGCGAUCACCCGUGA
Messenger RNA from Scedosporium apiospermum, 1662 nucleotides. RefSeq lists its product as uncharacterized. Gene Ontology annotation, molecular function: magnesium ion binding; potassium ion binding; pyruvate kinase activity. Lineage: Eukaryota; Fungi; Ascomycota; Sordariomycetes; Microascales; Microascaceae. Gene Ontology annotation, cellular component: cytoplasm. The record is from RefSeq and is a predicted model, not a curated record. The transcript is spliced from 5 exons. Bases 1 to 1662 code for a protein of 553 amino acids. Gene Ontology annotation, biological process: glycolytic process.